This is a messenger RNA of Mytilus trossulus (common blue mussel), 663 nucleotides long. RefSeq lists its product as uncharacterized. NCBI's taxonomy places the organism in Eukaryota, Metazoa, Mollusca, Bivalvia, Mytilida, Mytilidae. The record is from RefSeq and is a predicted model, not a curated record. Bases 1 to 663 code for a protein of 220 amino acids. The transcript has 3 exons.
AUGUCCUACCAUAGAGAAGAUCCUGACGCUGGUGAAGAAAUUGUUAGAGAUGAGAAUAACGAACUUAAUUCACUAUUACACAGUCCUAUUACGGAAAAUGAAAUUUUUAAAUGCAUCAAAAAUCUUAAGAAUGGCAAAGCUUGUGGCGAUGACUUCGUCACUAAUGAAUAUAUUAAGAGCACCACUCAGAUGUUCAUGCCAAUCUAUGUAAAACUGUUUAAUAUUGUAUUUGAUACUGGAAAAGUGCCUGAACUGUGGCUUGUUGGCAAUGGUAUACUUUUGUAUAAUAACAAAGGUGACCAGUCAGAUCCCCAAAACUACAGACCAAUAACUAUAUUUAGAUGUAUGGACGACACUGUACUUAUGUCAGAAACACAAGUAGAUCUACAAAAACAAUUAGAUGCUUUGAAGAAAUAUUGUGAUACAUGGAAAUUAAAAGUCAAUGUCCCUAAAAGCAAAAUAGUAUUUUUUUCUAAAGGUAGACCACUACAAAAUGUUAGUUUUAAAUAUGCUGAUAUUGAGUUAGAUAUUGUUGAAGAAUUUACAUAUCUUGGUGUAUUAUUUUCUAGAACAGGAAGUUUCGCACAAGCAAAAAAGGCACAGGCUGAUAAAGCAACAAGGGCUAUGAACGAUAUUCUAAAAAGGGGAGAUUACAUAAUUUGA